UGCAAUGAACGUAAUAAAUGUUAUACAUGUAUAUUUAUAGUGGGUGGAUACAGUAUGACGCAGCAUUUGACAAAGUGUAAGAUGAAAUAAAUUCUGGAAUGAGAAUAGAAACAUGCGCUGAUUGACAUUUGACUUCAGCAAAUUUUCAAUAUACUUUUGUUCAGUCUUAUUUAUUGUCUCUCUUAUUCAGCACACAUACCGCAAGUAAUUUAACAAACAUCAUUCUAUGCGAAAAACAAAAUCUAAAGUGAAUUGCGCCUGUGAGAGAAGGGGAUGACCUCAAUUUUGCUUUUCUAUCACUUUGGCAUCACCAGGAAGUAUGUAAUCUUCAACCGUGCAUUCAACAACUUUUCCUAACUUUUCAACAAAUACUGUAUACAAAAAAUCAGGAAAAACUACAAAUUCUCUCCCUGAAGAACCGAGGAAAAAUAUGGAAGAAAAUUUCAAUGGUUUCCAUUCUGUAAUUAUAUAGAUGAUGAUUUCAAUUUCGAUAUCAUAUGCGCUACGAACCUGCGUACUAACCCCUUCACAAAGAAGUCUUGUAGAAAAGCUUGGACGAUGGCAACUACUCGUCAGUAAACGCUAAAGUAUUCGCAAGUUAAGUUGUCAUUUGGCCAUUCUCUGGUCGUUUGAAUUUAAGGAGACCGGCUUUAUUUUUUUAUUACACUUACGUGUUCGAAUUUGUGAUCGAAUUCAUCAAUCGAGACAUUCGAUAACACUUCACUUCAGUCAUCAAGUUCUAUUUCUUCAAUUAUCCCUCGCGCACACACAACCGGCAGUGUAUAUUUAUUUUCAAUUUGAAACGUGGGAAAUAAAUUCAUUUCCGUUCUCAUCGCCUUGUGACAUUUCAAAAAUUCAGAACCUGGACAAGAUGCAAGUUUGAUAAAAGAGACUUCCAUAGAGAGAAAAAAAAAAAAAAAAAGAAAAAAUUAUUCAGAAGUGCGGUCAUGAAUCGAAGCAAGUGAGAAGAAUUUUUGAUAUUUGAGGAAAUUCGAAUUAAUUUUUUUUUUUUCAACAUCAUCAUAAUGACGUCGAAUCAUCAUUGCUCGCCUUCUCGAUCAUCUUUAAGCUGUUGCCAGGUGGAUAAUACUAGUCAAAGCGACGUGAAUGAGACAUGCGUGCCUGGAAAUAAUAAUUAUUUUAUGCAAGAGAAACAUUCGUUUCCAAAAAGGCCGGAAGUUGAUUUAUCCUUUCGGAAUAUUAGGUACAGCAUCAAGCAAUGGAACAUCCGAAAAUUGAAACCUGAGCCCAAAGAGAUUCUGCAUGGAGUCAGUGGAGAUUUUAAAGCAGGCGAAUUAACAGCUAUCAUGGGACCUUCCGGUGCUGGAAAAUCAACACUUUUAAACGUCCUUGCUGGAUUUACUGUUCAAGGUACUACCGGUGAAAUCCUAGUGAAUGGAAAGAAACGAGUACCACACAGUGAAAGGUGGAGAAGAACAUCGUGCUACAUACAACAAGACUCUUUACAAAGAACGAGACUAACGGUGGGAGAAGCCAUGACUCUUGCCGCUCACCUCAAACUCGGCUACACUAUCAGCUCUGCUUAUAAACACACUCAGGUUUUGGAGCUACUUGAAAUUCUUGGACUUGGUUAUUGCUAUGAUACUUUAUGUGGUCGAUUAUCAGGUGGUCAAAAAAAGAGACUUGACGUUGCUAUAGAACUACUUAGCAAUCCUUCAGUAUUAUUUCUUGAUGAACCUACAACUGGCUUGGAUUCUGCUUCCUGUAGCCAGUGCAUUGCUCUCUUGCAACGAUUGGCAAGAGUAGAAAGACGAACUGUUGUUUGUACGAUUCAUCAACCUAGUGCUCUGCUCUUUGAAAUGUUUGACCAACUUUACGCCGUUGCCGAAGGUCAUUGUAUAUAUAGAGGAUCAAUACAAUCACUAGUACCACAUUUAUCAUCCGUUGGAGCCGACUGUCCACCUUAUCACAAUCCUGCAGAUUUUUUAUUGGAAGUAGCGAUUGGUGAAUACGGAAUCUCAGUAGAUAAAUUAAUAGCAAAAGUUGAAAGUAUACCCAAUGAGGAUAAUACAUUACCUGCAAUAAAAUCAAGUGCCGAUGAUUUAGAUGAUAAUAUUUCACAUGAAAAAGCACCACCACCUGCAGGAUUUUUGGCACAAUGUUAUUUACUUUAUAAAAGGCAAUUGAUCUCAUUAAAAAGGGAUUAUACUUUAAUGGUGAUUCGUCUUCUUUGUCAUUUAUUGAUUGGCGUGAUAUUCGGUUAUCUUUACAGAGGAAGUGGAUUUCGUGCAAAUGGAGUUUUUGCUAAUUAUGUAUACCUUUACGGAUCACUUUUAUUAAUUGUUUACACAGGAAAAAUGGCCGUUACUCUUGCUUUUCCAUUGGAGAUGCAAAUAUUGACUAGAGAACAUUUUAAUCGAUGGUAUCGACUUGCUCCCUAUUAUAUUAGUUUGCUACUAAUUGAAAUACCAUUUCAAGCUGCUUGUGCAUUAAUGUAUUUGUCGGUUAGUUAUUGGUUGACAGGUCAACCAGUGGAAACACAUCGAAUUGUUUAUUUUAUGAUUCUAAGCAUUUCUGCAAGUUUAACUGCACAGGCGUGGGGCUUUUUUAUUGGUGCAACAACUCCCGUACGAAUCGCAGUUUUUGCUGGUCCAAUUAUUGCUGUUUUAUUUUCGGUUUUUGGAUUUUGUAUCCGUUAUAUGGAUACACCAAAAGUUUUUCGUUGGAUAUUUCACAUUUCUUAUUUUAGAGCUGGAUUCCAUAGUUUAUUGGUAUCAAUUUAUGGCUUUAAUCGUAAAGAUCUAAAAUGUGAGGAUUCAAAGGAAGCAAUUGCAUAUUGUCAUUAUAAAAAAGGGCAAAAAUUCCUGAGUGAUAUGGAAAUUGCCGACACAAAUGUAGUGAAUAAUUUGGUUUUAAUAAUAGGAAUUGGAGUGCUUAUGCAUCUUUUGACUGCAAGUGCACUUUGGUGCAAACUUAAUAGAAGAUUUUCAAUAAUGACUGAAGUUUGCCAAAAACCACCGAAUCUCAAGUUAAAUUUAACUCAAAUUAAAAAAAAUGACACCUUCAAUGAUGCUGGAUCUAAUCAAUUUAAUAAAUCCAUUAAUUUGGUAUUCAACAAUAUUACAUACAGUGUUCGGACAAAUCUUUUUUCUAAAAAAAGAAAAAAAUUACUAUCGGAAAUUUCUGGAGAUUUUAGAUCAGGCGAGCUGACAGCAAUUAUUGGUCCAUCUGGAGCGGGAAAAUCCACAAUGAUGGAUAUUUUAGCUGGAUUUACGACAUCUUCUGUUACCGGAAAUAUAACAGUCAAUGGAGAAAAUCGUGAUUUAACAUCAUUUAGAAGAUCAUCGGCCUAUAUUAUGCAAGAUGACAAUCUUCAACUUCUAUUAACUGUUCAAGAAGCAAUGGAUUGUGCUGCAAAUUUGAAGCUCAAUACAUCAUCAUUAGAAAAAAAGCAAACUGUUGAUCAAAUUUUAGUUGCCAUGGGUCUUUCAAAAUGUAGAAAAACUCGUACUGAUAAAUUAAGUGGAGGACAGAGAAAAAGACUGGUAAUUGCUUUAGAAUUAGUUAACAAUCCACCGAUUAUGUUCUUUGAUGAGCCAACAAGCGGCUUGGACAGCGUUUCAUCCAAGCAAUGUUUAGCUUUUUUAAAAAUGUUAGCACGUGAGGGUAGAACAAUAAUUUGUACAAUACAUCAACCAAGUGCAACUCUUUUUGAUAUGAUCGAUCAUCUUUAUGUUGUAUCCCAAGGAACAUGCCUUUAUACUGGUGGGACAAAAACUUUAGUUAAUUUUCUAUCCUCAUUACAAUUACAAUGCCCGACAUAUCAUAAUCCAGCAGAUUUUGUAUUAGAAAUAUGUAAUGGAGAUUAUGGUGAUAUAAUGAAAUUAGUAAAAUCAAUAGAAAAUGGUAAAAAUAAUUCAUGGAGAUCACCAACUGAAGACGAUUUAAGUAAAAUACAGCAGCUAAUUAAUGGAAAUAUUAUGACACCAAUUGUAUCACCAAAUCUUCCAACACCUGUAAUAUUAGUAAAAAAUAAAAUUAAAGGAUUAAAUCACGCAACUGGAUUUUGGAUGCAAUUAUACAUUUUACUCAAACAAAAUGCAAUUCGACUUUCUAGAGAUAGAGUUCUGACCUACAUGCGACUUUCAAUGCACUUUAUUAUUGCAAUUUUAGUUGGAAUUAUUUUCUUCAAUAUUGGCCAGAAUGCUGACUACGCUUUAGAUAAUUACAAUUUGCUUUUUUUUAAUGUCAUGUUUCUCAUGUAUAGUGCAUUUAGUGCAGCUCUUAUAACAUUUCCCUUAGAAGUGCCAAUAUUAACAAGAGAACAUUUCAAUCGUUGGUAUAAACUUCGUUCUUACUAUUUGGCUAACAAAUUGGCCGACAUCCCAAUACAAAUUACAGCAACAUUUAUUUAUACUUUAAUAGUUUAUUAUAUGAGUGGCCAAGUACAAGAUGUAAAAAGACUUGCCCUUUAUAUUUUUAUAUGUAUUGCAAUUACACUCGUUGCACAAAAAAUAGGUCUUAUUAUUGGUAUAGCAAUGAAAUUACAGUAUGGUGUAAUUUUUGGACCGCUGAUAAUAAUGCCUUUUACAAUAUUUAGUGGAUUUUUUAUUCACAUGAAUGAUGCUCAACCAUAUUUACAAUGGUUAUUUCAAAUUUCAUUUAUAAAAUAUGGUUUUGAAGGAAUUAUGGUUGCCAUUUAUGGAUACGAUAGACCAAAGAUGCGAUGCACUUCAGAAUAUUGCCAUUUUUCUCAUCCUAAACAACUUUUAAAAGAAGUUGGAAUGAAAUAUUCAGAUUAUUGGUAUAGCAUUGCAAUAUUAAUUUUAAUUUACAUUAUACUUGAUACUAGUGCUUUUUUAAUAUUAAGAUUAAGGCUGAAACAACGAUUUUAUCGUUAGUGAUAUAAGAAAAUGUUUCAAAAAUUUUAUAUUUAAAUAAUUAAUUUCAUAUUUUCAUAUAAUUUGACGAAUUUUUUAUAUUUUUCUUUAUAUUAAAAAGACAAUUUUUAUGGGAUUAAAUAGAUUAUAAUUAUAGCAAUUUAUGUUCGAAUAAAAUCAACAAUAAACAGUUGAUAAUUUUUUAUUAAUAAAAAUUUAUACCUAA
Leptopilina boulardi is the source of this 5067-nucleotide messenger RNA. RefSeq names its product ABC transporter G family member 3-like. The coding region runs from base 1026 to 4862 and encodes 1278 amino acids. The record is from RefSeq and is a predicted model, not a curated record. Gene Ontology annotation, molecular function: ABC-type transporter activity; ATP hydrolysis activity; ATP binding. The transcript is spliced from 23 exons. Gene Ontology annotation, cellular component: plasma membrane. Lineage: Eukaryota; Metazoa; Arthropoda; Insecta; Hymenoptera; Figitidae.